Messenger RNA from Pocillopora verrucosa, 2487 nucleotides. RefSeq names its product calcium/calmodulin-dependent protein kinase type II delta chain. The record is from RefSeq and is a predicted model, not a curated record. Gene Ontology annotation, molecular function: ATP binding; protein kinase activity. Lineage: Eukaryota; Metazoa; Cnidaria; Anthozoa; Scleractinia; Pocilloporidae. Gene Ontology annotation, biological process: protein phosphorylation.
AUGUGAUUUUAAAGAAGCGCUGCGGCUGCUUGAAACACAACUUGUUUGAACUUUUAAUCAAAUCGCAGAGAAUUAAAAAUCUGUAAUAAUGCUCUGUGCCAGAACAAAAGCCGAAUGAAGCAAUAAAAUUCAAAUUAGAGGUGGCUUUCAAAACUAGAGCCGACUCCAUUUGACAGCUUCAAGAUAAUUUCUCUACACUUAUCACUAUUUUGCCCUUUUUUGAAAUUAAAGCAUUCUUUAAUGCUUGUGGGAUCCUACGCUGUAGUGGAACUAAAACAUGGUGCUGAUGAAGUGUUUUGCAAUCAGGCGAGGAGUCUUAAAAAAAGGAUGUGAGUUCAUAUGGGCGACGAACUUGGCAUUUGCUGUCAUUUAUAUUUGUUCACUUAACAAACAACUCUUUUGAUUUUUGUUUAAGGCUUUGUCAAUCAAUCAAAAGCGAACAUUUACGCGCACAAAAGAGCAAUGUGUUAAUAUAUUCGAGAAAAUCAGGGACAGUGUAAACUUGUGCAUGGCUUUAUUUCCGAUAGCUACAUUCUUCGAGUAUUAAUCACCUGAUGUUGCUCGCGAACUAAGAAAAACUCCUUUGAAUGUUCGCACUUGUCCAUUCUGAGUUGCACCAACGACUUGUCCUUUUUCCCAUCGCAGUGGAUAAGAUCGAACAGCUAGCUCGUUAAUUUCCUGCGGCCAAACGAAACAUGAAGUUCGAAGACGUUUACGAAAUCAAGGAGCUCAUCGGGAAAGGGUCGUUUGCUGAAGUGAAGAAAUGCGUCAAUCGUAAGACACUACAGCUGUACGCGGUGAAGGAAAUUCAUUAUGAAGAUGCAGAACACAGAGAGAAAGUAGAAAAUGAGUCGGAGAUCUUAGAAGAGCUAAAUCACGUGAGCAUAGUUCGUCUGGAAGAAGUGUUCUACGCUGAUGGAAAAGUGCUCAUGGUGCUGGAAUACUUACCUGGAGGGGACCUUUUCGAUGGACUCGUAUCUAGACCCUUUUACAGCGAGAAGGACGCAUGCGCUUGUGCCCAACAGAUCAUCAGAGCACUACACUAUUUGUCAAGGAAAGGGAUUAUUCAUCGGGAUUUGAAACCAGAGAAUCUCUUGUUGGCCGAGAAACCAGAAGUGGACCGUCCACCGAUUAUCAAACUCACAGACUUUGGAAUUGCAAAAAGGAUACAAGACGGAAGACAAAUGGUUGAUUGCCACGGUAGCGGCUCACCAAUGUACCUUGCACCAGAGACUAUAAUGGAGAGGCCAGUAAAUGGUGCUGUAGACAUUUGGGCCUGCGGUGUCAUCCUUUAUUUACUACUUGUUGGGUAUCCCCCAUUCUGGAAUCAGAGAGUCGAGUUUCUCCUUCUUAGCAUUUUACAAGGGAACUACUCGUUUCCUUCUCCAUACUGGGACUCAGUCUCCGACUCGGCUAAGGAUCUCAUAAGCAAAAUGUUAACAGUGAAUCCUGAGGACAGAAUAACAGCUUCUCAAGCUCUUCGUCACGACUGGAUUUCUCAAGGUGAUUUCGUCCCUUCUCUUCAUAAGGAAACGACAUUCGUCCGACUCACAGCCUUUAAUGCAAGAAGAAAACUCAAGGGAGUGGUGCUGGGGCUUAUUGCCAGGAACAGGCUAACUUUCACACCUAACCAAAACGUAGUUCGUUUAACGCGGAAGGUUUCAUAUACACCUGACCCAGAAUUGGAACAAGAGGUGCAAGAAAUGCUGUCAAAUAAAGAACACGAGGAAGAAAGAAGACUUGAAAAAAUUAACGAAACUGUCAAUGGAGGCGACAAUGAUGUAGCUAAAUCGCCAAAGGAAUACCUUCUAACAGACUUGAAACCUAGAAGAUCGCGAAUGUUCAGAAGCUCUGUGUACAUUAAAGUAAAAGCUGGAGAAGGAAGGGCAAGAGAUAGAGUAGGGCGAAGAGUGCCUGAUGACGAUUCUUAGGGACGGUUUAUUUGUUCGGACAUAAAGAAAUAGUUGAAGUAUUUUUGUAAUUGUAAACCUCUCAGGUCGAUGUUUCGCCGAAGAACGUUUCUUAGACAAGAAAAGUGUCGACUAUUAACCAAGAGGCCGUAGCUAACUACGUCGUCAUAGACAUUGUGAUACAAACAUAUCUUUCCAAUUUUUUAACUUAGUUAAAAGGUUUAUUUUAUUAAUUGUUUUUAAGAAAACUCGUUGAAACCGUAUCAUUUUGCUAGGGAAGGAUUUUCAUAAAUUAAACACAAAUUAGUAAAAAGAGCUUGAUUUCCGUGAAAAAUAUGCAGGCGAUAUGUGCGCGCAUGGUUAGUGUAGAGAAAGAUAGAUUUAGGAACGCUCUAUUUGACUUUAAAUGAGAUGGGGUUUGAACUAUUUGUUUUGUAAAUUUUCAACCCUUUCAAUUUUCUACACUUAGUAAUGGAAUGUACUCGUUUCUCUCUUUCUCUCUUUACCCUGCCUUACCUUUCUCCUCUUCCUUCUCAGAACUUUCUAUCGGUUUUAAUGGAAAAACACGAGAAUCAUU